This is a messenger RNA of Nerophis lumbriciformis (worm pipefish), 1083 nucleotides long. NCBI's taxonomy places the organism in Eukaryota, Metazoa, Chordata, Actinopteri, Syngnathiformes, Syngnathidae. The record is from RefSeq and is a predicted model, not a curated record.
AUGGCGGAAACCGCUGCUCGCCUGCAAGCCCAGCAUCUCUCGAGGAGGAGGAGGAGGAAGAGGAGGGGCGGGAGACUGGGAACAGGAAGUAGGCGACAGGAGCUUCUUCUUCUUCCCGGUAGCGUCCUUUCACUGGAGGUCCUCCUGGAGACGGACCUGGCAUCACAAAAUAAAAUGAACUCUGAGGGCAGUGAUAGUAGACCUGUGCCGCCUUCCUCCUUGCCCCUCCAAGGGGGCAGCACCCAGCGAAAGAAGCUGUCAGCCCCCCGCAUCAGCCUCUCCCUGGACCAGAGCGAGGAUGACUUGGGUGAGACGCCUGACGAUCUUGACAUCAACGUGGAUGACCUUGACACGCCAGAAGAGGGAGAUUACCUGGACUACACGGACCAUGAGAUGGACUGGGAUGAUCCCAAAGCAGAGAGACGAGGUCAGACAAGUGAGUCGUACGAAGCCGUUCCGACAUAUUGUGCCGAGGACGAGCGUCAGGAUGUCAAGUUGUGGCGAACGGUGGUCAUCGGUGAGCAGGAACAUCGCAUCAACAUGAAGAUUAUUGAACCAUAUAUGCGAGUCAUCUCCCACGGAGGGUAUUAUGGGAACGGCGUAAACGCUAUCAUCGUGUUUGCUGCUUGUUUCCUGCCAGACAGCGACAGAGAAGACUAUCAUGACAUCAUGGAGAACCUUUUCCUGUACGUGAUUAGCACUUUGGAGCUUAUGGUAGCAGAGGACUACAUGAUUGUGUACUUAAACGGGGCCACGCCUCACAGAAGAAUGCCGGGCCUGGUUUGGCUAAAGAAGUGCUACCAGAUGAUUGACAGAAGGCUCAGGAAGAACUUGAAGGCCUUCAUCAUUCUGCAUCCAUCUUGGUUUAUUAGGACCAUCCUGGCAAUCACCAAGCCGUUCAUCAGCACCAAGUUCAGCAGCAAGAUCAAGUACGUGAGCAGCUUGGAUGAGCUGCAGGAGCUCAUCCCCAUGGAGGGCGUUCACAUCCCAGAGUGCAUCAUUAGACUGGACCAAGAACUCAAGGAAGCAGGAGAGAAUUCCAAAGUGAAUAGUUUUCUGCUGGGAACAGAGCCAACACGGUAA